UUUUCAAAAGAAAAUUUGAUCUAGAUUUGUUGAUAUGGAGACGACAACCUCGGUAACAUCGACUUCAUCUUGUUUUGUGAGCUGGGAAGAGUUUUAUGUAUCAAACGAACAAGAUAAGAGGAAGAAGGUUUAUUAUUAUCUCAAAUGCAUGGAUGGUUCAUCGGAUCUAGCGGUUGUUGGCCGAGAAAGAAGCUUACCGGAUAUGCCAUAUCAUUAUUCUAUACGGAAUUCUUCUCUCUUGUCAAAUUUGUCUUCUAAAUUGAAACUCAGAUCUCGGAAGGAUGUUGUCAAAUGGUUAGAUUCUAUCGUUUCAGGUUCACAUAUGUUGGCUGAUGCUUCAUUGACUAAUCGUUAUUAUCGAAUCAGGUCCAAUGAAAAUCCAAAGAUUGGGCAACAGAGUGCAGAUUUUUCGUGGUUUGGUGUUCCAUGGACCUGCAAGAAAAGAAGAACACAUUACCAGUCCUUUUGCAGUAAUAAUGUUAAAAUCUCGGCUCACGACAUUGUCUAUGUUAUGGAUGAUGAAAACAAACGUCUUGUUGCUCACUUAGUUGAUAUGUACGAGGAUCCAAGAGGGAUCAGGAUGGUUGCUGUGCAAUGGUUUCACAAAAUCGAUGAAGUUGGUAUGGUUUUGCCACAAAACUAUAACAACAGAGAGGUUUUCUUUUCACUUUGUGAACAACACCUUAGUAUUGAAUGUAUAGAUGGACUAGCAAGCGUUCUAAGUCCCCUACAUUACGAAAAGUUCUCCAAAAUGACUAAACAUGAUUCACUAGAACCGUUUUUUUGUCAAAAACUGUUUGACAAUGGCGAGAUUAAGCCUUAUAAUAUUACGCAGCUUAAGGGUUAUUGGAGACAAGCCACAAUCGGGCAUUUAUACAGUAUUAAUGUGUCAAAUGAUUGUUUGAAGUCUCUAACUCUUGACAAUCAUCUCAAGGAGGAAAUAACUAUUAGACCAAAGAAAAGACUGCAUCAGUCUAAGGAUACCAAUAUUUAUUUUGGAUCUGAAAAUGGUUACAGCAGCCCUGACUGUCUAAUUAGUUCCGGAUUGGGUUCUGAAAACAGCAGAAUGAUGGAGGCUCACGCUGUUACUACAGAAGCUGAUGUGAAAGAAGACAUUGUCAUGAAACCUUUACAACAUUUGGUUGUAGGAUCUGCUGUGGAAGUUCUUUCACAGGACAGUGGUAUAAGAGGUUGUUGGUUCAAGUCUGUCAUUAUCAAGAAGCACAAGAACAAGGUUAAAGUGCGUUACAUAGAUAUUAUGGAUGCUGAAGAUGAAUCAAAACUUUUGGAGGAAUGGAUCCUAGCUUCAAAAAUUGCUAACCCCGAUGCAAUGGGUGUGAGGUUAUGUGAGAGACCUGUUGUUAGACCUAGUCCCCCAUCCAAGAAGGGUGUAAGCUUACUUGAUACAAAAGUUGGAGGAUCUGUAGAUGUCUGGUGGCAUGAUGGGUGGUGGGAAGGAAUUAUACUUCAGAAAUAUUCCGAAGAUAAAAUCCAUAUUUAUUUCCCAGGUGAGAAUAAAGAAUCUUGUUUCACUGUAAAUGAUCUGAGACAUUCAUGCGAAUGGUUGGUUAGUAAGAAAUGGGAAGACAUAAGGGAAAGACCUGAUCUUGCAAUUUCUAUCUUAUCUGGUUUGAAAAACAAUAAGGAAGCUUUAGUAACAAAGUGUGUUGUCAAGCUAGAUUGUGCCCUACAAGUCAUUAACAACGACUGUACCUUAGCGAAUAUAACUCCCGAGCUUAUAGAUGCUAAAAAGGUGGAUAAUACUGUUUGUGAUCUGUCAAAGGAUGCAUUGCUUGCCGACUUGAAGUGGAAUUCAUCUGGGAAGAGAAGCAGAUCUAAUCUUCAUCAUCAGAAAAUGUGUUGUUCUAAGAAGAAAAGAAGACGAGAAAGUGUUGGGGUGAGAAAAAAUCUGAGAAGAUUAUUCGAUUCUAAUGCUUUGGAUGAUAACUGCAAGUUCUUAGGAGAAUCUCGAUUCAGUUCGACAGUUGUUCCCAUUAUGUCUAUGUAAUGAAAUGUUUCUGGGUAUGUUGAGUUUAUUUAUGUUGGCUUUAGAUAUGUAUAUGGUAAUGUGCAAUGAAUAUUUAUUUAGGGUUUGGUGUUUUAGGGUUUAGAGCUAACUAAUGUAAUUCAAUGUUUUUGUUGAA
This is a messenger RNA of Impatiens glandulifera, 2144 nucleotides long. RefSeq lists its product as uncharacterized. Gene Ontology annotation, molecular function: chromatin binding. NCBI's taxonomy places the organism in Eukaryota, Viridiplantae, Streptophyta, Magnoliopsida, Ericales, Balsaminaceae. Bases 35 to 2008 code for a protein of 657 amino acids. The record is from RefSeq and is a predicted model, not a curated record. The transcript is spliced from 6 exons.